GUUCGCGUUUCAUUGCGUUUGCGUGUUGUGUUGUUGGGCCAGACAGCACCGAUGCUGCCGUCCCAUCGGCGGCAGCAUUAUUUCUACACCUCCGCCCCGCCUCAUCCAGUGGUGGCUGACGUGGCUGGGGAUGGUGACAACCCUCCUGAUGCUGAUGCCGAUGCCGGUGCUGGUGUGGAGACCUCUGCGGCCGUCAUGCCGUCCGCUGAUGGGCCGGACGAGGGGCAGAGAGGCUCGAAUACGACGCCGACAGGUCAGUGGGCGUCAAAAUCUCACAACUCAUUUGUGUUGUCAAUCUCAUUGUGUGGACGUUGGUAUUUCAGAGCGUUUGAUUCGGGACAGUGAUGAGGCAGCCGCUGCGGUGCGUGUGCUCGAAGGACUGCUCCCGCCGCCCACAGCCAGCUCUGCCGAGUGGACUCAUAUGAGGCGGAGGAGCAACAUACAGAUCGACGCGACCGAGGCCGCCUACUACCUGGACAAAGCAAUCAAAGCGGUCAGCUGCAGCCAGCCAGACAGGCGCAUACAGAGAGAGACUCUGUUCGUGUGUGUGUGUGUGUGUGUGCAGGAGAGUGCUCGUGCCAAGCAACAGAUGCUCAACAAGGCACAGAUCCGCCUCGACGCCCUCGAAAAGUUCGCGCAGAACCUGGCCACGAAAGGAUCGCUGUCGGCGGACGAGAGAGAGCAGUUCUGCCUCACGCAGGACAAGCUGCCGCCGCUGCGCCGCCUCAAGCGGAAGGCCGAAGCCACUAUCUCACUCUCAGGUGGGCGAGUAUUCCCAUCUUCGUGCGGCACACGCACCCAUCUGUGUGUGUAUCUCUCUCUCUCUCUCCCCCUUCGUGCGUGUGUGUGUGUGUGUGUGUGUGUCUUACAGGAGAGCAUUUGCAAUAGAUCAUCUCUUUGCGGUAACUAUGUAUAGUGUUAGUGACGGCGGUUUGUAGACAUAGAGGCGAG
Vitrella brassicaformis is the source of this 951-nucleotide messenger RNA. Lineage: Eukaryota; Vitrellaceae. The record is from the annotation of a GenBank genome assembly.